CCUUUCCCUCUUUACGAUUUCUCUCCAUUUCUUUCCAAGGAAAGCAGAGAAGCCUUAAGAGCGACCCAAAUUUUCCUUCUCUCAGUCCUUUUAAAAACUCUCUCUCUCUCUCUCUCUCUCUGGUGUGUGUGUGCGCGUGCGCGUGCGCGCAAAUCUUUCUUCAUCCUCUCUGCAGAUUCAGGUGUAGGGAAGGCUAAAUUCUUUUACCAAUGGCUCCAACGCCCUCCCCAAGAACCAUUACAGGGCAACAAACACCCUCAAGAACUCCUCAAUCUAAGCACCGCCUCCAUUUCCCUAAUCCAAAGAACGGAGUGCACCCCUCUCCAAAUCCUCUCUCAGCUAUUAAAGAUCCGAUCCCGUCCGAGCACCCGGUUGAAGUCAUUGGCCGGAUCCGUGACCACCCAGACCGGAAAGAUAAGCCCCCCUCGGCUCUUGAAAUCUCUCAGGAUGGCCGCUCUGUUCGGGUCAGGACCGACAUCGGGUACCGAGAUUUCAGCCUCGAUGGAGUCUCAAUUGCUGAGGAUGAAGAUCUUGAGGGCUUUUACAAGAGAUUCGUCGAGCCGAGGAUCAAUGGCGUGCGGCUGGGUUCCAAGUGCACCAUUAUGAUGUAUGGGCCAACCGGAUCAGGGAAAAGCCACACGAUGUUCGGGUGUUCGAAGCAGCCAGGCAUUGUGUACAGGGCUUUGAGGGAUAUUUUAGGAGAGGGAGAUGGAGAUAAAGAGAACGAUGUGGAUGAUGGGGGGUUUGGGCUUGGUAUGUUUGUCCAAGUUGCCGUUUUAGAGAUAUACAAUGAAGAGAUCUACGAUCUUCUUUCAGGACAUUCGAAUGGAGGGGGAGCAACUAUUGGGCUUCCAAAAGGCAACACUCCAAAGGCUCGAUUAGAAGUGAUGGGAAAGAAGGCAAAGAAUGCAACGUAUCUAUCAGGAAAUGAAGCUGGAAAGAUAUCAAAGGAAGUUGCCAAAGUAGAAAAGCGGAGGAUUGUUAAAAGCACUCUUUGCAAUGAAAGAAGCUCACGAAGUCAUUGCAUGAUAAUUCUGGAUGUUCCAUCAGUAGGUGGAAGGCUAAUGCUGGUUGACAUGGCCGGUUCUGAAAACAUAGAGGCAGCUGGUCAAAUUGGAUUCGAAGCAAAAAUGCAGACAGCAAAAAUUAAUCAAGGAAACAUAGCACUAAAAAGAGUGGUUGAAUCCAUUGCAAAUGGUGACUCUCAUGUUCCAUUCAGAGAUAGCAAACUUACAAUGCUUUUGCAGGAUUCAUUUGAGGAUGAUAAAUCAAAAAUUUUGAUGAUUCUUUGUGCAAGUCCUGACCCCAAAGAAAUGCACAAGACCAUUUCUACUCUUGAGUAUGGAGCUAAAGCAAAGUGCAUUGUCCGUGCUGCUCAUAUGUCAACUCCCAAAGAUAAAUUGAACUCUGAGGAGUCAUCUGUGGAUCUGAGAUCAAGAAUUGUAGCAAUGAACCAGUUCAUAUAUAACCUGCAAAUGGAUAACAAGCUUAAAGAGAGAGAGCGUGAUGAAGCCCAUAAAGAGCUAUUGCAGAAAGAGGAAGAAGUAGCACAGCUAAGAUCUAAGCUCAAACUGAUUGAAGGAAGGGGGGCAAUAGUAAAGGAAGAAGAGAUAAAAUCAAAGGUGGAUGAAAGAACACAGAAUUUGAGGAUUGAGUUAAUGAAGAUGGAGGGGAAGAUGUUACAACAACAAGAGGAGCUCAAUGUGCUGAGACGGCAGUUGGAGGAAGUGGAAUAUGAAAAGGUUAAAGUUGCUGAGGAUGCAUUGCGAGACAUAGAUGGAAGUAGAUUUAUGAAAAGAUUUUCUGAAAUUUAUUCAGGAGACCAAGGAAUGGAGAAAUCUAUGGAGUUAGAUAUGGGGGAUCAACCAGCAAUAUAUGAUGUGAAAGAGAUUAAGGAGGACCCUCAGCAAUCAGAAAAUCGUUUGAACCUCUCUUUGUUGCAUUCUUGUCCUUUGAGUAUGGAAGAGGAAGUUGAUCCUAACAUGAUGAGAUUCCCAGAUAAGGUGUGCUUGAGCACUGUUUUUGAGGAGGAUGAAGAAGAAGAAAAAGAUAGUGCAGAGGAAAAUGAAGUUGAUAAGGAGGUGGUAGAAGAAGAAGACAUGGGAAAACUGUGGACUGAUGGCUUGGGAUCUUUCGGUGCCGAAUAUCACAGGGAUGCAAUGGAACAGCAACCUGGUAUCAUGGAAAUUCCAAAAGAUGCUGCCUCUGCUAGGAGAACAAGAAUUCAAAAUAUUUUCAGACUUUGCGGCAACCACAGAGAGUUGGCUCAACAAGUUAAAGUUUCAACUCCUUCCAAGAAAAGACCUGAAGAGAUGAAUAUCCAAUCCUCUACCUUGGUUCUAGGCAAAGAUAGAGGCGUAAACGAAGGGUUAGAAGCAGAAAGUCCUCUUCAGCAAUUAGUUAGACCACUCAAUAGCUGUUUGUCUGACUUGACAGCAACUGAAAGCCCAAUUUCUUCAUUGAUUACGCCAUUUGCAUCACUUCACCUCACAGAUAAGCAGAAAUCAGCAGAACCACAAUCCAGAUGUCUUUCUUUUGAAGCAUCGCAAAACUCAAAGGAGAACCACAGACCAGGAGAGGAGGGGGAAGAUGGAAUGUUGGAAGUUUAUGUAAAAUGGGAGGCAACAAAAGAAUCCACAGGAAACCUAAUUAAGAAGUUUAAGGUUUUGAAGAAUUCAAACCUCUCAGAUUUACGAAAACUUAUCGAAACACAUCUUGAUGAAGACAACAGCAAACAGCCCUUCUCUUUUCUCCUGCUUGGGGAUCCUUGUGGAGCUCCAGUCACCAAGGAAAAGGAAGCAGCAACUCAAGUUGGCAAAUUGCCUAUUUUCAACAACCAGCUGAACGGUCACCUGGCCUGCUUACGUCCAUCGAAGAAGACACCACAGCGACCAAAUCACAUUCCAUUUAGUUCAUUGGAAAAUACACUCCCUGUUGUGAGUUCGCAGCAUCCAGAAGGUUUCUCAGCAAAAGUCAGUCAGAUGAAUGUAAGCUAUCUCACAGGACUACUGGUAUAGAAUUGAAGCCUUUCUAAGCUUCAUAUGGUUGUACCCACACAAGUAAUGCUCAUGUUUGUGUAGUGAGUGAUGCUGGAUUUGCGUUCUGCUUCCUGCAGAGUGUACCUCAUAUGGGCAUAAUAUGUCUCAAUCUAGCUUCCAUGUUUCAAUAUUCCUAGUGUAACGCCCGCUAUUAAUCUGUUUUAUGAAUUAAAUAUUAUUGUUGACCU
Messenger RNA from Elaeis guineensis (African oil palm), 3226 nucleotides. RefSeq names its product kinesin-like protein KIN-10A. NCBI's taxonomy places the organism in Eukaryota, Viridiplantae, Streptophyta, Magnoliopsida, Arecales, Arecaceae. Gene Ontology annotation, biological process: microtubule-based movement. Gene Ontology annotation, molecular function: ATP binding; microtubule motor activity; microtubule binding. Gene Ontology annotation, cellular component: microtubule; kinesin complex. The record is from RefSeq and is a predicted model, not a curated record.